Molecule: messenger RNA, 2832 nt
Organism: Acanthaster planci (crown-of-thorns starfish)
Lineage: Eukaryota; Metazoa; Echinodermata; Asteroidea; Valvatida; Acanthasteridae
Gene: xrcc3
Product: X-ray repair cross complementing 3
Biological process (GO): t-circle formation; double-strand break repair via synthesis-dependent strand annealing; telomere maintenance via recombination
Cellular component (GO): Rad51C-XRCC3 complex; replication fork
Molecular function (GO): four-way junction DNA binding; ATP-dependent DNA damage sensor activity; ATP binding
Source: RefSeq, a predicted model, not a curated record
UUGAGCGUCGAGCUCAGCUAACUCCCUCGGAGGGAAAAAUGAAUUUUGUAAGCGACGCCAGAUUUGACAGCCUGUGCAUUUAUAUAGAAAAAACAAUAAAGAAGCAGACAUGGAUGAUCUUGAAUUGAAUCCAAGAAUUUUAGCAGCCGUUAGAAAAGCCAACCUUGUAUCCUUUCCUGCUAUCCUGAACCUGUCUUCUGCUGAUGUUGAACGACGUACUAAGCUGUCAGCUAAUGAUGUCAGGAUACUACUGCAGACAAUCUCUAGGAGAGUCUUCAAGAACCCAUCGGCCACUGCUUUGGAGUUGUACCAAGGCACUUGUCCCAAAUCGCUGCGAGUCUCCUCCCUCAGCACGGGCUGUGAGGUGCUGGACGCCUUCCUGAGGGGAGGCAUCCUGUCCCCUGGCAUCACUGAGAUUGCUGGGGAGAGCGCUGCAGGUAAGACCCAGCUGUGCAUGCAGCUGUGUCUGAGUGUGCAGAGGUCGACUGUGAAUGGAGGACUUGAUGGAGGGGCUGUGUAUAUCUGCACUGAAGAUGUCUUCCCAAGUAAGAGAUUGCACCAGCUCAUUGAGAAUUUCCAGAAGAGACUGAGUGCCACCAAAUAUCACCAGCUGAAACUUGGAGACAACAUAUUCAUUGAGCACUUGUCAGAAAGGGACCAGCUAGUGCACUGCAUCCAGUAUCGCAUCCCUCUCCUCUUGAAGCAGAGUCGCGUCAAGCUCAUCGUUGUGGACUCCCUAGCUGCUCUCUUUCGGUGUGAGUUCAGCCCCAGGGAAGCUGCCCGAAGGGCCAGACACCUGCAGACACUGGGUGCCCAGCUACACAGGCUGAGCUGGCUGCAUGACGUGCCCGUGGUCUGUGUCAACCAGGUCACUGCUAACAUGAGUAACAACAGCUCAUCACACUCCAACCAAUGCCAACUCAUCCCAGCUCUCGGCCUGGCCUGGUCCAACCUGGUCCAAACCCGCCUGAUGUUGGGCCGGACCAACUAUAAGCUGUCCUCCUUUGAUGCAGCAGGUCAUCAGCCCCAACCUGCAGAUACAGAGCGGACCGUACCUGAGACAGCAGGGGUUCCUGUCAGGACCAUGGAGGUGGUAUUUGCCCCACACCUGCCCAACGACACCUGUUACUUUGUGGUGGAGGCGGCUGGAGUCAGAGGCUUAAGGUGACAGGUGUAAUCAGUUUUUGUGCGCGAGUCGUCUGCUCACCGGUGACAAAUGGAGGCCGAGACAGCGUCAGUGUGCGUCCACUGCAGAUUUGACAACUUUUCAUGUUUCCUCUCUGCUUAGAAUGACCACGAACAUACUGCAUACCAAUUUAACCAAGGGAGAUUCUGACUUUGCAGAACUCCCACUUCUGUUCUUGCUUAAAGCCUCCCUGCUAAAGGUGGGUAUGCAGUUCUCAGCUUGAAUUUCGGGGUAUUUUACACCUGCACGUGAUAUUUCAGAUUGCAUUUGUGACUUGACAUGAGACUGAUCACCAGAAUGUUUUUAAUUUGAAGCUAUAAUUGGUGAGAGAAGAGCAAGGAAACACUACAGAUUUCCUAGUGCUGAUUGCCUGCAUCUGCCAAAAUUCAACAAGUUUACACUUUUGCCAGACUUGGACCAAUUUAUACUUUUGAGAAGAAUGCAUUGCUUAGAUAUUAAGAUGUUUAGAAAGCGAAAGCACUCAUGACCCCUGUUCUCUUCCACCUAAUGUCGUUUAAUAGUGCAUUGACGAAUAUGUAAGUGCGUUCCUCAUACCAACCCUCUCACCAGCCCUUAAGGGAACAUGUGGCCUAGCGGUUAUGGUUUGUAGCUUCUGAUCAUAGGGUCAGGGGUUCAAAUCCAACUGGUGGCAGCAUGUUGCGAUCUUGGGCAAAUCACUUUACCCCGAUGUGCCUCUCUCCACCUAAGAGUAAAUGGGUACCUGUGAGGGUAGAUUUGGUUAUGUUAGCCGUGUGCGACUGAUAGGGCAGCAUCAGCUAGUAUGCUCCUCAGGGAGCUGAGAUGGUUUCAGGAAUGUUCAGUUGUUGUGAGCCCAAUGUGCAGGGAUAAUGUGAUGAUAUGCCUUGAGCACCCAGCAGGGUGGAUACAUGCUCAAUGUAAAUUAUAUUUAUUAUCAUUAUUGAAAUUAUUAUUAUUAUUUAUGAUGCCCUUUUUUGAUUGUGUGCCUGUGCCUUAUCUGAUGACAGCAUUUCCAAGACUGAGUUUUGAAGUUUUCAAAAAUACUUUGUGCGCUUGUAAGAUGGAUGGAAUCCUGUCCCCAUGAACAACUUUGCACUAUUGUUAUUUCUAGCAUAAUACAUCUGGAACCGCACAAAGUAUUAAAUAAAACUGUAGGACCCCAAAUUUAUGUGAAAUUGUGGAAGUGGAAAUAAACCAUUUUCUGCUUAAUUUUAAAUUCUUAUGUGUCUUUUUGUUACACAUUACGUAUUCUUGGUGUUAUUUGACCUUGACAUAGAAAAUAUAAAUAGCAAUGAAAACAAAACAAAAUUCAGACAUGAUUUUUUUCUUGUUAGCCCAUUUAAGAUACAGAAAAUUAUGAAGUUGAGAGCAGGCACUUUGAAAGGUUCGCUUUGAAGUAACAAUAACCAUCAAGGCACAAAAAAUGGAAUCUUGCGGUUGGAGAUUGAAGUCAGACUUAACUUUUAUUUUCAUUUUUUGUUUCUUUUUUAAUGCUCAACCAGAGUUUUUAUAUUUUUUUUCAUUUAAUCCUUCAGUACACAGACUGAUUACUUUGAAAGUUCAGGUUUUAGUCAUAAAACCCCAAUUUUGCUUUGUCUUGCUUGUCUUUCAGCACUUUUCUAAUAGUUUGAACAAAGCCUUUGUUCUUGUUAUAUGGUAGGUGCUUU